Penaeus vannamei (Pacific white shrimp) is the source of this 896-nucleotide messenger RNA. The record is from RefSeq and is a predicted model, not a curated record. NCBI's taxonomy places the organism in Eukaryota, Metazoa, Arthropoda, Malacostraca, Decapoda, Penaeidae.
AUGCUGCUCACCAAGCUCCUCGCCAAGGCGGUCGCCUGGCUGGGCCAGCUGUUCUGCCUGCUCACCCUGGACAUGGAGUGCGCCUUGUUCAGCCACAGGGCUCCGCAGCCGUGGCCCAGGCGCGAGGUCCCCUACGUGCUGGACACGUCCUUCGCGCCCGACUACCAGCGGCGCAUCCUCCGCGCCAUGGACGCCAUCGAGCGGCGCACCUGCGUCCGCUUCCGGCCCCUGGGAGCGCAGACCACCUUCCUGGAGGUGCGCUCCAACCAGGAGUGGGAGUGCAGCUCCAACGUCGGCAUCAAGGAGGUCGGAAAGUCCAUCAUGACCGUGGACACCCGAGGGUGCGCCGGCCACCGCAUCCUGCUGCACGAGCUGCUGCAUACUAUCGGCCUGCACCACAUGCACCAGCGCAACGACAGGAACGACCACGUCCGCGUCUGCCGCUGGAGCAUCAAGCUCUACGCCGCCUGCAACUUCGUGAAGUUGUUCUCCGAGACGUACGGCCUGCCCUACGACCUGAGCUCCAUCAUGCACUACGGGAACCAGACGUUCGCCGUCGACAAGAACGCGUACACGGUGCUGCCGCUGCGCCCCUGGCAGGGGGACAUGGGCCCGAAGGACGACCUCUCGCCCGGGGACGUCGCCUGGGUCAACCGCGUGUACGGCUGCCGCUGCCACUACCUGGGCGACGACCUGCCCGGUGCUAUGCCCUACGAGGAGUGGCUCAGUGCCACGACCGUCAAGCAUCACCACCUCGCACCCGUCGACGCCUCCGAGUGCCGGUGAGCGCCAGGGCGCCCGGCGCUGCAGCACGAAGCGCCGCGUCCGGGAUUUUCCGAAAAUAUCCCAGCAGUCUCGAUCCGACUAUGAAUAUUGCGUGAAAUGACAAUUAUUGG